This is a messenger RNA of Cylindrotheca closterium, 315 nucleotides long. The record is from the annotation of a GenBank genome assembly. NCBI's taxonomy places the organism in Eukaryota, Bacillariophyta, Bacillariophyceae, Bacillariales, Bacillariaceae.
AUGAAUUCAUCAAACAACAACAAUAGCGGCUCCAGCAGCAACAAUAACAACAACGGAAAUAGCUCUGAUAACAACAAGAAAGAAGAAUUUCGAAGGUACUUGGAAAAGACGGGAGUUAUGGAUGCUCUCAUUAAAGUUUUGGUGGGGCUCUAUGAAGAGCCAGAACGGCCGCAAAAUGCAGUCGACUAUGUUCGGAGAUACCUUGGGGCGCCACAGAAUGUUGACGUGGAGGGUUUGAAACGGGACAAUGAGCAACUGCGACAAGAACUAGACAAACUACGAAAAGGUGGAUCGAAUAAGAAGGGUACUUUAUAG